UUACAACUCGUACAACCCUAGCCGCAGCGGGGCGCCAGUCACGUGGCUCUCCUCUCAUCCGUUGUCUGCCGCUGUGCCGCCGUGCCGCUGCUCCACCUUUUCCUUUUCGGCGGACGCUUCUCGUGGCGAUCUGCCAGGCUUCGUCAGGAACGACAGGAAGAUGGAUGGAUGGAUGAAAACGUUUAUUGAAAAGCAAAUCUAAAAGAGCUCCGACGACCGAAGUCAUCGCAGCGCGGUGACCUUGUGGCCUGUGGCGUCGUCUUUUAGGGCAAGCUUUUAGGCCAUCGGGCAAGCGAGAUCGUCGCUCGUCGGGCAUGCACGUUCCUCUUUAACCGACAAGAUCAUUUUACGCCAGACGCGUUUGAAAGACACCAAACAGGCGGAAAACGCAAGCUAAAACCGAACGCCGUACCUUCGAUUUUCGCGCACUUGAAACUACGGACGCAUGCAAGGCGGCCUCCCCGACAUAGAUCUGUGUGAUGUGAUGCAAAUAUGUAGCCUGGGAGCUCGGCUGUGAGCGUCGAAGCAGUCAUGGCAAUGGCUGAAGGUGGCGCAAGCAUGCAGCCUUGGAGCCCAGCCGUGAGUGACGAAUCAACCUCGGCAAUGGCCGAAGGUGGCGCAAGCAUGCAGCCUUGGAGCCCGGCCAUGAGCUGCGAAGCAAUCUUGGCAAUGGCUGAAGAUGGCGCAAGCAUGCAGCCUUGGAGCCCAGCCGUGAGUGACGAAUCAACCUCGGCAAUGGCCGAAGGUGAUGGAGCUGCAUCAUUGGGGAAAACCAGCAGUCCUUUGAAAGCCACUGAGGACAUCUUGUUCAGAUGCUGUUCCUGCACCUAUGUCAGCAGAGAUCAGCGUGGAAUCGUGAGCCACCUGGUUGCCCAUGGUGAUGAACAAUUCAAGAGCUAUCAUCCUUCUAUGUCCUCUGGCUCUAUGUCCAAAGUGCCAAGCAACAUUCAAAAGCACAAACGUGAUAAGUUGUUCAAGUGCACACUGUGUUCUCUAGCCUUUGCUCAUAAUUACCGACUGACCAGGCAUUAUCAAACACACACAGGUGAAAAACCAUAUAAGUGCGAGCUCUGCCAAAAAGCCUUUGCUCGGGAAUCACAGCUGAGAGACCAUAAUCAGACACAUACUGGUGAAAAGCCCUUUAAGUGCAUGCUUUGCUCAAAAGCCUUUGCUCGUAAUGCAAAUUUGAGAGUCCAUAUUCAAACACACACUGGUGAAAAGCCAUUUAACUGCAAGGUCUGCACACAAGCCUUUCCUCGGAAAUCAGAUCUGAGAAGACAUUACGAUACACACACUGGUGAAAAGCCAUUUAAGUGCCAGCUUUGCACCCAAGCCUUUGCUCGGAAUGUAUAUCUGAGAGACCAUUUCAAACACACACUGGUGAAAAGCCAUUUAAAUGCAAGAUUUGCUCACAAUCGUUUACUCGGAAUUCAGAUCUGAAAAAGCAUAACCAAACACACACCGGUGAAAAGCCAUUUAAGUGCGAGCUUUGCCCAAAAGCCUUUGCCCGUUAUUUCGAUCUGAGAAGGCAUAACCAAACGCACUUGGGUGAAAAGCCAUUUAAGUGCAAGCUUUCCACCCCAAGCCUUUACUUGGAAUGCACAUCUGAGUAGCCAUAAUCAAACGCACAGGUGAAAAGCCUUUUAAGUGCAAGCUAUGCCCCCAAGCCUUUUUUCAAAAUUUCUAUCUGCCCACCAUAGUCGAACACACACAGUGGAGAAACCAUUCGCAAAGUGUUUUUUCAGCCACAUAGUGUUCAAAAACCUUACAGAGGCACACAUGCCGAAUGCCUUGCUGUUGACCUGUAAGUUGAGCCUGCCAUGCUUUAUAAUCUGCGUAAUAAUUUCACUCAUGCGGAACUGUGUGCUAUUUUGAUUUAAAUGUACAUAUACCUUAGAGCAAGAUAAAUCUCAAGGUCGUUGCUCAGAAUAAUUGGUUAAGUUAACCUCGCCAGACUGAAGUGCUUAUGCUCAAUAAGCCUUACAAAAGCCAGCAGUGUCCUAUGUCAAUUUCUAAACGGUCUUCCUCAUCAGGCGCAUGCCAACAGAUGAGGUUGACAAACCCUAGGGUCAUUUUCAUGAAAACACUGGCAGCAAAUAACUUUUUCAAAUGCCUUUAAUAUCUGAGAAAGUUCAUUCUAAAUUCCGACGUGGUGGGUCACAAAGAUUGUGCACGCAGAGCCCGACUGUCUGCCAUAUUGCUCCCAAGACUUUUGCCCAAAUCCCACCGUCUGUCAUCACGCAAAUGUAUUGGGGAGUAGGGAAGGAUUCCUUGCCAGCUGCAAUCUAGAGGCUGGGCAAUGUAAUGGGAGUCUUACGUUUUUUAAAGCAGUAUACUCUUCAUGUUCAUCUGAGUGCGCAUUGGGUCAUGCUUUGGCUCUUCCGAGUUCCUUUGCACUCGCCCGAGGUGUACUCCUUUGAGGUGUGGUCCAUUAUGUUUGUAAAAAUGUCUGUAUUGUUUUCUUUUGAUAGAGCUACUGUUUUUGUGGAAUAAACAAACUUGCAAAAAAGUAAACAUGAUUAAAAAUAGUCAAACUCAGUUUUGCUGUGAAGAAAAAUAAAAGGUUGGCCGUCUCAA
Ixodes scapularis (black-legged tick) is the source of this 2577-nucleotide messenger RNA. RefSeq names its product zinc finger protein 782. Gene Ontology annotation, biological process: regulation of transcription by RNA polymerase II. Gene Ontology annotation, molecular function: RNA polymerase II cis-regulatory region sequence-specific DNA binding; DNA-binding transcription factor activity, RNA polymerase II-specific. Gene Ontology annotation, cellular component: nucleus. The record is from RefSeq and is a predicted model, not a curated record. Lineage: Eukaryota; Metazoa; Arthropoda; Arachnida; Ixodida; Ixodidae.